This is a messenger RNA of Sesamum indicum (sesame), 2416 nucleotides long. Its product is annotated as Pentatricopeptide repeat (PPR) superfamily protein. Gene Ontology annotation, molecular function: protein binding; mRNA binding. NCBI's taxonomy places the organism in Eukaryota, Viridiplantae, Streptophyta, Magnoliopsida, Lamiales, Pedaliaceae. The record is from RefSeq and is a predicted model, not a curated record. Gene Ontology annotation, biological process: RNA processing; mitochondrion organization; mitochondria-nucleus signaling pathway. Gene Ontology annotation, cellular component: mitochondrion; chloroplast.
CUCAAAUCUGAAAUGACAACGCAUCAAAACCCUAAGUCAGUCCUCCACUCCAUCUCCAAGCUUGUGUAUUUAAUGAAGUUGCUACAGUUUCAACCCAUUCAGGCUUUGUUGAUGAAUUUUUUUAUUGAUUGGGAUUUCAUACACGCCAGCUCUUGGCAGUGUGUUUUUCAUUUGGUUACAAUUGUUUCUUGAACCACAGCUCCAAAUUGGUUCAUUAUUAGGGUUUUCGAGGCCUUAAUUUUUUGGGUUUUCUUACUAGCUUCUACUUCUAUGCGAUUUUUGUUACGUUUUAUUUUUUUUGGAGAUAGAAAAGACCGUGCUAUGAACUGAGUUUCAUCUUUUCUAUGUUUUUGGGCUUGUUUUCAUCUAAAAGCAGAAAUCUUUUUGUCAGAGGCCUUCAUUUUGCUAAGCAAUCCACACGCCCUAGUGCUGAAGAUAUAAUCUUUAGCGCUGUCUGUGUGAAUAUAAGGCAGAAGAAAUGGAAGUUCUUGGACCAACUGUCUUCGAGUCUCACAAAUUCUCUGCUUUCUCGUGUGUUUCUAGAGUUUCAGAGCUCCCCGCAGCUGCUUUUAGAGGUCUACCGAAGAAUUGGAGGACAGAAAGCCAUCUUGGAUUCAUUAGAGUCUUGUUGUAUUGUGGUACAUGCGAUGGUGGACCAAAGGAACUAUGACGAAGCAGUGUGCUUGAUGAAAGAAUUGAUGAUGUCAAAAGGCUAUUUGUCUUUAGAGGUUCUGGAAGCCCUAAUCAAUAGCUUGAGUGUGUGCUCUCCAAGUAAUGCUGUUUUUGAUGCAUUGAUUAGGGCUUGUACGCAAACUGGGGCAACUGAGGGUGCAUAUGGAGUGAUUAAGAAAUUGAGAAUGGAGAACUACUGGGUUUCAAUUCAUGCAUGGAACAAUUUCCUGAACCAUCUCUUGAAGAUAGGUGAGGUUCGGAGGUUUUGGAUGGUUUACAGAGAAAUGAUUUCAUAUGAGUAUUAUGAGAAUGUGAAUACUUUUAAUCUGCUAAUUUAUGCUUUUUGUGAAGAAUGUAAAUUAUCUGAAGCAAUUUCUGUGUUCUAUAGGAUGCUGAAGAGGGGGAUUGUGCCUAAUGUCAUCGGAUUCAAUAUGCUCAUUAAUGGGGCUUGUAGUGCAGAUGACCUCGAUUUAGCAGUAAAGCUUCUUGAGAAAAUGGGAGCUAUGUCGGGAGGCAUUGUAUCCCCUAAUGCAGUUACUUACAAUUGUCUCAUCAAUGGUUACUGCAAGAAAGGCAAACUGGAAAUUGCGAAAAGAAUUCUAGCUAAAAUGAUAGAGAUGGAUGUGAAGCCUAAUAUAAGGACUUAUGCAACACUGAUUGAUGGGUAUUUGAGGAAUGGGUAUCUAGAGGAGGCAUUUAGGCUAUGCAAUAACAUGGUGGAAAGCGGGUUGAUCCCUAAUGCAGUCAUUUAUAAUUCAUUUGUACACUGGCUUUACGUGGAAGGAGAUAUUGGUGGAGUUGCUUUGUUAUUGUCUGAUAUGAUGUUGAAAUAUAUAACCCCUGAUCGGUUCACCCAUUCUAUCAUUGCAAAGGGAUUAUGUAGGAAUGGACAUGUAAAUGAAGCUAUAAAGUUCCACAGCUGGUUAGUAGAAAAGAAUCUUAUGGAAGAUGCUUUCCUUCACAAUAUCCUCAUAAAUUAUCUUUGCAGAAUUAAUAAUACAUCUGGAGCCAAACAACUGCUCUGCAGCAUGUUUGUUCGUGGUUUAAUUCCUGACCAGGUCACAUAUGGUACCAUGAUCAAUGGAUACUGCAAAGCAGGUGAAAUGGAAACUGCAGCUAAGGUUUAUACCGACAUGGUUAAGGUGGGCAAGAAUCCAAACUUGGUGAUUUUCAAUUCCCUUUUAGAUGGUUUAUGCAAAGAGGAAUCUAUAGAUUGCUCGAGGUUUUUGGUAGAUGGGAUGAAAAGGAUAAAUAUGUAUGACGCUGUCACAUAUAACACUUUGUUGGAUGGCUAUUGCCGCGCUGGGAUGAUCAAAGAGGCAUUUGAGUUGUUUACAAGUAUGAGAAAAGCAGGCUUCUUGGAUUUGGCUCCGGAUUUUAUAACCUACACCACCUUAGUGACAAGCCUUAGCAACAAGGGAAGUUCUGAAGAAGUCGUCAAAUUGCAUGAUUAUUUGGUCCUCCAGGGUGUAAUCCCAGAUAGCCAGACAUAUGAAGCAAUUGUUAGUCCAAUUAUUAAAGAUCUGGCCCAUGAGUUUGAGUAAAGCGCGGGUGAUCAUGGGUGAAUAUAAGUGUGUUAUACAUGUACUUGAUGUAAAGCCACAAUUCUAUUCCAAUAGAAACCCGAUACAGAGAUUUUCACUUCCCAACAAUCAUGCAUGUUAUGUUGAAAAGAAUCGGUGAUACCUAAUUGCUUCUUUGAAGGGAGGACUUCUUCAGACAUUUUCAGAGAAUUCUAAUGUAG